Molecule: messenger RNA, 7940 nt
Organism: Maylandia zebra (zebra mbuna)
Lineage: Eukaryota; Metazoa; Chordata; Actinopteri; Cichliformes; Cichlidae
Source: RefSeq, a predicted model, not a curated record
AGAGGCGCAGGAGCUGAAAAGAGUUGGCGGGGAUAAGUUGGAGGGCAGAAGAGAUGGAGGUCCUGCAGAGCGUCCGGCUGCUGUGUGUCUCUCUGAUGAUGAUGAUGAUGAUGAGUGAGCUGAAGAUGUCAGCUGCUGCACAGAACUUUUGCUCCAACUCGACAGUGCUCCGCACUCGCACGAUGUGCCACUCCUGCACCAUCAGCCAGCUGAUCCUAUGCCCAUCAGGAUUCAAACCCACGCCCAGAUCCAACGCCCAGGACUGCAAGUACUACAUCAACACUCCCAGCAUGAAGCUGCCCCUCAGUGGCUGCUCCUUCGAGUGCUACAAGGAGGUGGAAAUAAAGAGCUGCUGUCCAGGUUACUGGGGCCCCGACUGCAUCGAGUGUCCUGACCAGGCCGCCAGACCCUGCAGCGGCAGAGGCAUCUGCUCCGCUGGACUGGGAGGGAAUGGGACCUGCAGCUGCCAGGAGGGCUUUGCAGGAACUGCCUGUGAGGACUGUGCACCUGGACGGUACAGCCCCACCUGUAGCUCAGUCUGCUCCUGUGUCCACGGCCUCUGUGCUUCUGGAAUAGUGGGCGACGGCCGAUGCACCUGUUUCUCUGGAUACACGGGUCCCAACUGUGACCAAGAGUUACCAGAGUGUGCAGCUCUCAGCUGUCAGCAGAACUCUCGCUGUAUUGAAGAAGCUCUGACGGGGCAGUUAGUGUGCCAGUGUCUACCCGGCUACCAGAGAGCAGGAGCCAAGUGUUUAUCCAUAAAUCCGUGUCUGCAGCGGGUGUGUCACGCUCAGGCCUCCUGUGUCCACACUGGACCAAACCAGCACCUGUGUACCUGCAAUGAGGGCUACAGCGGGGACGGGCGGGUCUGCAUGGCCAUUGACCCGUGUCAGACCGAUCGUGGCGGCUGCGCCGCUGAGUCUGCCCGCUGUGUGUACGAUGGACCGGGCAGGUCCCACUGUGAGUGCCUCUCUGGGUUUGACACUCUGUCGGGCGGUGGCUGCAGCCUAAAGAACUCCUGCACACCUGAUUCCUGCCACCGGAACGCCAACUGCAGCACCGUGGGACCUGGACAAGUUGAGUGCGCCUGUCUCCAGGGCUACAUUGGUAAUGGUAAAGUCUGCAUUGGGAACAUCAUGGAGCGUCUGAAUGACCUGAACACAGAACCAGGAGGCCAGUGGACGGGUCAGCUGAGCAAUGCCAUCACUCUGUUUGGAUCUUUGUCGUGGCCGCUGCAGAAUUUGGGUCCGUUCACCGUUUUCAUCCCGAUAAAUAAAGGCUUCAAGGGAACGCCGGUGAGGACUCUGAUAGCGGACAGGUCCAAAGCUACAUACCUGUGUAAGAUGCAUCUGGUCGCUGGGAUGAUGCAGUUUGACACACUGAAGAAAACUGAUGUCUUCUACACACUGACGGGAAAAUCAGCAGAGACGGACACAUCAGAGGGGGACGCUCAAACCAAAAUCCGUAUCCAUGGCGGCAGGAAGAAAGGUGUAAUCAUCCAGUCUAAUGUUGUUGCAUCUAAUGGGAUCAUCCAUAUCAUCAAUAGGCUGAUGGAAAGCGUGCCUCCCAUCGUAGAAAGCAACACUGAGGAGAACCUGAUGAAGAUCGUUUCUGACUACGGCAAGUUUCAGACUUUCACCAGUUUAUUACAGAAAACUCCUCUGGCAUCUUUGCUGGACCAGCGACCAAUCACUGUGCUUGCACCCACCACUGCAGCAUUUGAUGCAAUGAUAGAAGAACACCUGAAGUAUCUCAUGAGCCCUGACGGUCACAGCAAACUGCUGGAGUUUCUCAGGAACCACAUUAUUCCGGCCACUGCGCUGGAGAUCUACAAUGCUGUGUCAACCCCAAGAUACGUGACAAUGGCCAAUCAGGUUCUGACAAUCACCGUGAUGGAAAAUGGCCAGAUCUUGGUUAAUGGUGCAGCCGUGUUGGAGGCAGCUGUGGAGGCAAAAAAUGGACGUCUUUAUGUGAUGGAUGGAGUUUUGACUCCGCCCUCCAUCGAACCUGUGUUGCCCAGUAGAUGUGACAUCACAGAGACUAAAAUCAUCAUGGGUGAAUGUGUCGCGUGUUCAAAGCUAAUAAUGACCCAAUGCUCUUCUGGAGUUUUUACAGGCUCUUCCACAUUUGGAUGUUCUUAUAUUUUCACCAAGGGCAACCCAUCUGUUAAAGUCCCAGUGAAAGGCUGCUCUGCACACUGCAACUCAACGGUCACGAUUCCAGCGUGCUGUAAAGGUUUCUACGGUCCAGACUGCAGACCAUGUCCAGGUGGAUACCAGACGCCCUGCUCUGGACACGGGCAGUGUUCGGAGGGGGUUUCAAGAAAUGGAACAUGCAGCUGUGAACCGAACUUCAGCGGCUCACGCUGUCAGUACUGCUCCUCCUCCAACAAAUAUGGACCAAACUGUGACAGAACCUGCCCCUGUAUCCACGGGCAGUGUGAUAACCGUCCGGAUUCAGACGGUCGGUGUAAAGUGGACUCGUGUCAGCAGGGUUACACCGGUCCUUUGUGUGAUCGACAGACGGCCGCCUGCGGCGCUCAGGCUCAGUUUUGCCACGCACAUGCUGACUGUGACUUCAGCCAGGGAACAGUCAAGUGUAUUUGUAAAACUGGUUUCCAAGGUGAUGGGAUCACCUGUGUGGCAUCUGACCCGUGUGCUCCACCCCACCGAGGUGGCUGCAGCCUGAACGCUAAAUGUAUAAAGACAGGCCCUGGGACUCACGUCUGUCAGUGUCUGACUGGAUGGAGGGAGGGGGAUGAGUGUCAACCAAUCAACAACUGCAACAGUCCUGACAGAGGCGGCUGCCACCCCAACGCCACCUGUGUCUAUGUGGGACCCGGACAGAGUGACUGCACCUGUAAGGCCGGUUACCAGGGCAGCGGGCAGGACUGUGAACCUGUGAACCAGUGUGUGACUGCAGACGGAGGCUGUCACUACUUUGCCAGCUGUCUCCUGCUGUCCUCUCAGUGGACGUGUGUCUGCGAUGAAGGAUAUGUUGGAAAUGGACACGUGUGUUACGGUACAGUUGAACAGGAGCUCAGCAUCCUGCCUGAGGCCUCAGACUUCUUCACAUGGAUGACUGAUUCGGAUCUGUCUCCGUCUCUGUUGGAUCAGAACCUCACCCUCCUGGUUCCAUCCUCAGCAGCCAUCAGCAAAAUGUCCUCAGAAGACAAAAACUUCUGGACGUUGAGGGGAAACCUGCCGAGUCUCAUCAGAAAUCACAUGAUCGCUGGUGACUACCCCUUAUCUAGCCUCUGGAACAUGUCGUCUGUGACGUCCCUUCUGGGAACAACACUUCGUGUUUCUACAAACGAUGAGAUCACUUCUGUUGGUGGAGCUCUCAUCGGCACGUCAAACGUUGCUGCUACAAACGGACUGAUCCAUUUCAUCGAUAAGGUUUUGGUUCCCGACAGAACACCGAGUGAAGGUCUGCUGGCCACGCUCGCUCUCAGGCCGGAGUUCUCACUCUUCAGAUCGUAUCUCAUCGAUUAUAACCUGACCAAUGAUAUCGAACAGGCUGACGAAUUCACCAUCUUUGCUCCGACAGACGCCGCCGUCACUGAGUACCUGAAGAAAAUGGCAGCCACUGCCCUGGAUGUGAAGACCACUCGUUACCACGUGGUGGCAUCGCAGCGUCUGUUAAAAACAGACCUUCAGCUCGGAGGUUACAAAGAGACGAUGCUUGGGUUUUCCUUCCAGCUCGGCAUUUUCCCACGAGACGGAAAGCUGUUUGUGAAUGAUGCUCAGAUGAACUCCUCUGACAUCCUGAGCGGUAAAGGAGUGAUCCACGGUCUGUCAGCUGUUCUUCAGAUCAACAGAAAUCGCUGCGAUGAUCUCACGUACACAAAAGUCAUGGGGAACUGUGUCGACUGCUUAUUCCACCAAAACAAGAUCUGCCCCAAUGACACCAUCCCAGAUAAAUCGGUGAGGAGGACGAGAAAGUGCAUGUUCACCCGCACGUUUGAGGGCGAGUGGCUCCCGAGAGUCGGCUGCAGAGCCACCUGCCUCCAGAAGAAGAUCGAGCAGAGGUGCUGUGCAGGGUUUUUCGGGGAGCACUGCGAGGCAUGCCCCGGUCCAAAGGGUCGGCCCUGCUUCGAUAAUGGAGUGUGUGUGGACGGGACAAACGGGACCGGAGUGUGUCGGUGUAACGAAGGCUUCAACGGGACCGCCUGUGAAACCUGCCAGAGCGGCAAAUACGGAGUCCACUGUGACCAAGAGUGCGAAUGCAAGAACGGACAGUGUAACGAGGGACUGAAGGGCGAUGGGACCUGCGAAUGUGACGUGGACUGGAGGGGAGUCCACUGUGACCAAAAGAUCGAAGCCAAAGCUGACGAGCAGUGCGGCUCGGUGAGAUGCCACGGCAGUGCAAACUGUGUGACCGGCUCGUCCGGCCCUCAGUGUAUCUGUGCUGCCGGCUUCAAAGGAAACGGGACUUUCUGUCAAGCCAUAGAUCCGUGCGUGGUGGAUAACGGCGGCUGCAGUCUGUACGCUCUCUGUAAGAGGACUCGACCCGGCCGAAGAGACUGUGUCUGUAAUGCCGGCUACGCGGGCGACGGACUUGUGUGUGUCGAGAUAAAUCCCUGCCUGAAAGGAAACGGGGGUUGCCAUGCCAAUGCAGACUGCAUUCACGUUGGACCGAACAAAACUUCCUGUGUCUGCAGGGAAUUUUACACCGGUGACGGGAAGAACUGCAACAUCAUCGACUUGUGCCAAAAGAACAAUGGCGGCUGUCAUCGGAAUGCCCGGUGCAACAUGACAGGUCCAGGCACUCAAAGCUGCACCUGCAGGCAAAAUUUCAUUGGCGACGGUGUGACCUGCAAAGGCACUGUGGCGAGGGAAAUAGAGACACGUCGUCACACGGACUUUUACUUUGGUCUGAUGAUAAUGGAGAUUUCCCUGCAAGGGCGAGGGCCAUUCACUGUCUUCAUUCCAGACCCCGAGGCCUUCAGGACAAACACUUCACGCGAGAUGAGACGGAAGAGAGAGCGGUACGCUAAUGUCCUGCGCAGCCACAUCGUCAUGUGUCACACUCUCCUGGCUGCUGACCUGAGCCAACCACGAAACCUGACAUCGCUGUCUGGACUCGUGCUGACCACCAGCAUCACCCAGGGCAGUGUCUUCAUCAACCAGGCAAAUGUGACAAAGAGCGAUGACCUCAGUGUGAAUGGAAUCAUCCAUGAAAUUGACAGGAUUCUGUAUCCUCCAGAUGUGGACAAAGACAGUUUUAUGCUCGCCCCUGAUGACUCUCAGCUGAACCUGACCGAUGUGGCUGCACGUCACGGUUAUCGAACCUUCUACAAACUGCUACAGGACACAGGUGUAAUGGACCUGGUGAAUGAUAUCAUGUACCAGCCGGUGACAAUCUUCCUGCCGUCAGACGGUGUCAUGGCAUCUCUGCCGCAGGAACAGAAGGACUUCCUGUUCCACCAACACAAUCGACCCCAGCUGAUGGAGUACCUGAAAUACCACAUCCUGCACAGCCAGAAGGUUUACGCUGAAGGACUGAUCUUCCUGGACUCGGCUCGGAGUUUGCAGGGUUCGCCGCUCUCCUUCUCCUGUGGUGGGACAGACAACAUUGGAGAAAUCUUCAUCAACAACAGGAAGUGUCGGAUUGUUCAGAGACACCUCAUCUUUAAAGCGGGCAUUGCCUACGGGAUCGACUGCUUGCUAACUCCUCCCAGCCUCGGAGGACGCUGUGAUGAACAAAGAACCUUUGACCUUCCGACAAGCUGUGGAGGAUGCAGCUUUUCUUCCACUCGCUGUCCUGCGGGAGGCAUUCGUAAGGAGGUUCAGAAGUGUGAUCUGCCCACCUUUUCCUUUGCUAAGAACACCGGCUGUCGCCCCAUCUGCACCUUUAACAUGUGGAGCCAAAGGUGUCCUGGGGGGUUCAGAUCUCCCUGCAAUAACCGUGGGAAAUGUGAUGGGUCGCUUGGUAACGGUACCUGUACCUGCGACACAGGUUUCAGAGGCACGUCCUGUGAGCUGUGCAGUGAUGGAUUCUAUGGACCCACCUGUAAAGCCUGUAACUGCUCAGAGCAUGGGUCAUGUGACGACGGGGAAAGGUACGGGUUUGUGUUCUGUGAGGCCGGAUGGACCGGAGACCGCUGUGACGUUCAGCAGACUGAGAUCUUUCAAUGUUCUCCAGCCUGCUCUCCAAAAGCCGUCUGUAAGGCAAACAACACCUGUGAGUGCCGGCCUUUUCAUGAGGGUGACGGAUUCACUUGCACAGUGGUGGACAUCUGUCAGAUCUGGAAUGGAGGCUGUGCUAGGGCCAAGUGCUCACAGAAUGGAGGUAAGGUGAGCUGCACCUCCAAAGAUCACACUGGAGACGGGUUCACCUGUCAGCCCAUCGACCCCUGUGCAUUAGGAGACAAUGGAGGCUGCCAUGAACACGCUGUAUGCACCAUGACGGCUCCAGGGGAGAGGAAGUGCAUGUGUAAGAACAACUACAUCGGAGACGGAGUGACCUGUGAGGUCAGACAGCUGCCUAUCAGCCGCUGUCUGCAAAACAACGGCCAGUGUCAUCGCGACGCCAAAUGCACCGACCUCCACUUUGAAGAUUCGAUGCUCGGUGUGUUCCACUAUCGUUCCAAGAAAGGUCAGUACAAACUGAACUACACGGCAGCUGAGCAGGCCUGCGGCAGAGGAGGCCGCCUGGCCACGUACACUCAACUGGCCUACGCUCAGCAGGGCGGGCUGAACAUGUGUGCUGCUGGCUGGUUGGACCAGGCCCGGGUGGCGUACCCCACCACCUACUCCAACCCAAAGUGUGGCUUCGGACAUGGCAUCGUGGACUACGGCACCCGCAAAAACCUGAGCGAGACCUGGGACACCUUCUGUUACGGAUGCAAGGUGAAGUGCGAGUGCAAACGAGGUUACACUGGGGACGGUUUCAGCUGUACUGGAAAUCUGCUGCAGGUCCUGAGAUCCACCCCAAUCCUAUCCCUCCUUCUGCAGCAAAUCCUGAACUGCUCCCAGGCUUCCGAGUCGGGGAAGCAGCUCGUGCAGCGUCUCAGUAACCUGACUGUCCAGUCCACUCUGUUCGUACCUGACAACCGCGGCCUGCCCAGCAACCAGACUCUGUCUCUGCGUGACAUCGAGUUCCACCUGUCGGAGGGUCAGGCUUCUCUGAGCCAGCUGAAGAACGGCAGCCGGAUCAGAACUCGAGUCGGCAGUCUGACCGUCCUCGGAGUCGCCGACCAGCUUGACCCGUCGGCUCUGUCGUUUCGUUACAUCAACGACCACUUCGUCAGCGACUCUGACAUUAUGGCUGGCAACGGGAUCAUCCACGUCAUUCAGGGACCCCUAAAGGCCCCGGCCCCUCACCCACAGAUGCAUGUGGCGCACAAAGCUGGGAUGGGCAUCGGCGUGGUGCUGCUGAUCGCGUUGGUGGGCGGAGCCAUCUUUGUGGGAUACCGCUUCUACCAUAACAACACCAAACCCUUCCAGUUCCACUACUUCAAGGAGGAUGACGGGGAGGAAGAAGCUCCGCCCACAAACAGCAGCCGCAACAUCUGUAACCCGGUGUAUGAAGCGGCGCCAGCGGCUGGCGAGUCCAGUGCGUCGGCGGUCACGGUGGACGACAAACACGAGGUGGAGAACGCAGGAAGUUACGACCUGCUGCAGAUCAGCUGAGAGGGAAGUGGAACCUUGGCUGAUGUCUUUACCCCUCGGUGGACUGGGACCUCUGUGGCCAGCUGGGUCUCCGACACUGCCGGUGCAGACGAGUCCCGUUUCAGGCUUCUCUCUGUGAACUGAAGGACUGCUUCACCCAAAACUUAAAGUUCGCCUAGCAGAGUUGGAAACAACACAACGAUGCUUUUCAUUUUCUCUGCAGUCUCUCAUUUUUGAAAUGAUUCCUGUAUAAAAAAUAUUUUACAGCAGAUAUGUUUAAAUUAACAGAUAUAAAUGAAAAACUGCAAAUAAAGCCGAGCUGAA